Molecule: messenger RNA, 1830 nt
Organism: Kalmanozyma brasiliensis GHG001
Lineage: Eukaryota; Fungi; Basidiomycota; Ustilaginomycetes; Ustilaginales
Product: HSP20-like chaperone
Exons: 1
Coding region: 1-1830 (609 amino acids)
Source: RefSeq, a predicted model, not a curated record
AUGCGACCACCACCGCCGCGAGAGCUCGAUGCCGCAUCGAUCCAACUCGACAGGCUCGUCAUUCAACGACCCGCCAAGCUCGAACGGUUCUCUUCGACAGCCACCACUGCUACAGCAAGGGCCUCGUCGCCUUUGAACGAUGAUGACUCGCCGCCUCCAACAGCGACACAGUCCCCACGUCAUUCGCAUGCUUCAGAUCUUUCUGCUCUCCUGUUCUCGUCCAGCGCAUCAGCUUCGAAACCCUCGCACAAUGACAUUUCAAGUCGCACCAGCAUGACGAGCCCCGACUCGUGGCGUUCGCUUCUUCCCGAGCAUGAUCCCUACUUUGCGUCCGAUCGCCAGCCGCGCAUCUCCCGGCAAGAUCUCUCACCGCACAGCUUGCCUCCCACCUCGAGCGCUUUCGAUAUCGAUGCGUACGCAGCAGCCAAGUCGUCGCCUCGCAUUUCGACCAGCGAUCGUAUGUCCAGCUCGUCUCUCGGCACCUCUCGCACCUCCUUCAGCAGCAUCAUCAGCGGGCCCUCGACCAUGUCCAUGUCCAAUCUCAGCAUGUCCAACAGACAGUCGCAGGACUCGGUGAGGUCAGAUAGCUGGCGAAGUCUGUUGCCGGACGACGACCGCUACCAUGCCUCGCGUGAUUCUAGCUCCGCCAUCCCACCAUUAGGCCUGUCGCCGAAUCUCGCAUCGCCUGCGCUCUCCGACCGUCUCGAAUCGCCCACGUCGUCGGACGGCUCCCAUCAGCGCUCAGCACUCUUUGCGCUUCAGACCCCUCGAUCAGCUGGUCAGACUUCUUCGACCGAUUCCGACUCGGCGGCUCGUCGACAUGCGAGCUUCUCCAGCGCAGAGCCCAACAACUCAAAGGCACACACCGCGAGGCGUGUCAUGCUUGCUUCAGCUCGCCCGUUCACCAAGUCUGCUUCUCAGCAUUUUGAGCGCUCUGCUCUUGCUUAUGCUUCAUCCUCUUCGUCGUCUUCCUCGACUGGCGUAGUGUCGCCGCCUGCGCGCGACUCGCUCGAAGCCGCACGUAUGACGCCAGGUCUCUCCCAGUCGACGGCAGAAGACGACUUGGGCGAGCGCGACACUUGGCCUACCAGCCGAAUGGGCCCCUACGGCCGUUACGGUCCUUCUUCGUCCAGCUCCUCGGGUCCGUCGACGCCAGAGACAGCACCGUCGCCAGAGAACGGUCCGACGCCCAAGAGCAAGCUGACCGCGGCCGCGCUCGAGGAGCAGGACCGCACACCUCUGCGAAUCAUCAAGACAUCGGACCAUGCAGACUCAGUCGCAGAGGACGAGUCGACUUCCGCGACUACGACCGCGAGAAGACCCUCAUUGAAUGAUGAGGCAGCUCCUGCUUUCAACAAGGCGCGAUCGGAAGCAGACGCGGGCGACUCUCCCCAGAUCGUGGAGAACGACGAUGAUGGUCUUCAGUACCCGACUAGCAGGCAGCGCACCUCUUCGUGCAGCAUUUCGACUCCCAUCAGUCCUUCGUGCAUGCCAUUCUUCGGCAAAAGAUCCGCUCCAGCCGGGGCAAGCAUAGCGAUGGCGACCGAGCGUAGCAAGUACGUCGUGCUCGUGUCUCUACCUGGGUUCUCGCUCAACUGCAUUACGCUGGCUACCAAGCGCAACGCACACGACAGCACGUUGCACGUUGUCGCCGACAAGUGGGACGCUGAAGGAGGCGGACAUUUUGAACGCCGCGUUCACUUUUCGGAGAAGGACUGCGACUUGGCCAAUGUCAAGGCCGAGUUUGACGGCAACACGCUGCGAGUCACGCUCCCCCGCAAGUCCAAGGCCGGCAACCUCUCGAGCUCUUCCAGCAGUGUUCGAUUUUGA